This is a messenger RNA of Antrostomus carolinensis (chuck-will's-widow), 996 nucleotides long. Its product is annotated as kazal-type serine protease inhibitor domain-containing protein 1. The record is from RefSeq and is a predicted model, not a curated record. Gene Ontology annotation, biological process: regulation of signal transduction; regulation of cell growth. NCBI's taxonomy places the organism in Eukaryota, Metazoa, Chordata, Aves, Caprimulgiformes, Caprimulgidae. Gene Ontology annotation, cellular component: extracellular region. Gene Ontology annotation, molecular function: insulin-like growth factor binding. Bases 100 to 996 code for a protein of 298 amino acids. The transcript has 4 exons.
GCCAAGAUGGCUCCUCAAAUCUAGCCAGGGAGGCCAGAGCAGUGCCGGAGAUCCCUGUCCAGGUGAUGGUGGGACCAGGACAGAGGAGCUGCUGCAAAGAUGUCUGAAGCCAAGACCCUGAGGUUCUCUUGCCUCGUGCUUUCCUUGCUCUCCUUGCACUGGGCUUCGCUCCAGCUGGGCCAGGCUUUUCCCAGCACCUCUGACUACCUCCAGCGAGGCUGGCAGCGGCUGCUGGAGGAAGGGGAGGGCUGUGCCAAGUGCCGUCAGGAGGAGUGCCCGGCGCCGCGCGGGUGCCUGGCUGGCACGGUGCGGGAUGCCUGCGACUGCUGCUGGGAGUGUGCCAACCUGGAGGGACAGAUCUGUGACCUGGACAACACCAACCACUUCUACGGCAAGUGCGGGGAGCACCUGGAGUGCCGUCUGGAUGCCGGAGACCUGCAGCAUGGAGAGGUGCCCGAGCCCCAGUGCGUUUGCCUCUCCCACCUGGCUCUCUGUGGCUCCGAUGGCAAAACCUAUGCCCAGAUUUGCAGGUUCCUGGAGGUUGCCCGUGCCCAUCCCGACGCCAACCUCACGGUGGCCCAUGAGGGGCCCUGCGAGUCAGAGCCACAGAUCACCUCUCCUCCCUACGACACGUGGAAUGUCACCGGGCAGGAUGUCAUUUUUGGCUGUGAGGUCUUCGCCUACCCCAUGGCGUCCAUCGAGUGGAGGAAGGAUGGCAUGGAGAUGCUGCUGCCUGGAGAUGACCCCCACAUCUCUGUCCAGUUCAGAGGUGGCCCCCAGAAGUACGAAGUGACAGGCUGGCUCCAGAUCCAGGGUGUGCGGGUGACGGAUGAAGGCACCUACCGCUGCUUUGCCAGGAACAGAGUCGGGGAGGUGGUGGCAUUAGCCAGCCUGACCGUCUUCACACCAGACCAGCUCAACCUGACAGGCUUUUCCCUGCCGAAGCCCCGCACAACACCUGAGGACUACGGGGAGAGCGAGGAGGACUAUUACUAG